Messenger RNA from Hypanus sabinus (Atlantic stingray), 2896 nucleotides. It is a transcript of the gene alg2, whose product is annotated as ALG2 alpha-1,3/1,6-mannosyltransferase. Bases 205 to 1410 code for a protein of 401 amino acids. NCBI's taxonomy places the organism in Eukaryota, Metazoa, Chordata, Chondrichthyes, Myliobatiformes, Dasyatidae. The record is from RefSeq and is a predicted model, not a curated record. Gene Ontology annotation, molecular function: alpha-1,3-mannosyltransferase activity; GDP-Man:Man(1)GlcNAc(2)-PP-Dol alpha-1,3-mannosyltransferase activity. The transcript has a single exon.
CAUUUUCUUUAUAUCCGGUAUUUUUUUAUAUCUUUACUGCUUUAAUGCAUAGUGUAAUAAUUUAAUCUGUAUGCAAGACACACAUUUCAUUGUGGCUCGACAAUUGUGGCAAUGGUCCUUUAUUUUUGCUCAGGCUCCGCUGAGGACAGCGCAGCCGGCUGAGGACCCCUCCCCGGGCUGCAGGGGAAGACGGGCCGACGGGCCAUGGCGAGCGUGGUAUUCCUGCACCCCGACCUGGGCAUCGGCGGGGCCGAGCGGCUGGUGCUGGACGCGGCGCUGGCGUUGCGCCGCCGCGGCUGCCAGGUGCAGAUCUGGACGGCUCACCACGACCCGGCGCGCUGCUUCAGCGAGAGCCUGGAGCCGGAGCUGCGGGUACGGUGCGCCGGGGACUGGCUGCCCCGCAGCGUGCUGGGCCGCGGGCACGCCGUCUGCGCCGUGCUGCGGAUGCUCUUCGUCGCCUUCUACCUGGUCUUCCUGAGCGGCGAGCAGUUCGAUGUGGUCUUCUGCGACCAGGUCUCGGCCUGCCUGCCCGUCCUCAAGUUGUGCCGGUGCCCGAAGCGGCUCUUUUUCUACUGCCACUUCCCCGACCUGCUGCUGACCCAGAGGCGGACCACAGUCAAGCGGCUGUACCGGCGGCCCCUCGACUGGCUGGAGGAGGCCACCACCGGCCUGGCGGACCAGAUAGUCGUCAACAGUAAGUUCACGGCCGGCGUCUUCAAGCGCACCUUCAAAUCGCUGUCUCACCUGGAGCUCGACGUGCUGUACCCGUCGCUGAACUUCCCCGCUUUGGACCGGGAGCCCACGGGCUUCGACACCCCGCCGCUCCCUGAUAAGGAGCUCAUUUUCCUCUCCAUCAACCGGUUCGAGCGGAAGAAGAACCUGGCUCUGGGCCUGGAGGCCUUGCACGCCUUGCGCGCCAGGUUGGCCUGGGCCGACUGGCAGAAGGUGCACCUUGUCCUGGCCGGGGGCUACGACAAGAGGCUGGAGGAGAACGUGCAAUAUCACAGCGAGUUGCGAGAACUGGCGGGCCGGCUGGAGCUGACCGACAAUGUGACUUUCGUCAGGUCCUUCUCGGACGAUCAGAAGGUUUGGCUUCUUCGCCGCUGCUGCUGCGUGUUGUACACCCCAGACAACGAGCACUUCGGCAUUGUGCCGCUGGAGGCCAUGUACACCCGGCGCCCGGUCAUCGCCGCCAAUUCGGGAGGGCCUCUGGAGUCGAUCCAGGACCGGGUCACCGGCUUCCUCUGUGAGCCGUCACCCAGCUGCUUCGCUGAAGCCAUGGAGAAAAUUGUCAGGACACCUGAAUUACGGGCAAAGAUGGGAGCUGCAGGCAGAACUCGAGUACUACAAACAUUUUCUACAGAUGCCUUCGAAGAACAGUUAUAUCGCUAUAUAUGCAAUUUAGCAUAAUGAAACACUGGAAUGUAAUUGCGGUGUUAUUGUAGUCGCAAAGGCGAAAUCAGACACACUGAUUGGAAACAAUAUUCCUUUCAAUAGCUGGCGCAGGUAAAUUACAAUAAUUGGCAGGAUAGUUUGGGGUUCUCGUUACGGGUUAAGGUGAAAUGAACAGUAGCGGAAAUGGCCAGCAAAAGGGCAGGUGGAAUUUCGGACCAGGGAAAAAGGGUAUCGCAGAAAGAAUGGGAUCCGACUUGGAGAUGAGAUGAGGGGAUGCUUUGGACUUGGCAGAAAUGGCGGAAAUUUAACUGGCAACAUGAAAAGUUCUUCAUGCAAACAAUUAACUAUUUUAAAAAUAGCUGACAUUUUGUGAGCUAAAAUAAUAAGUGUACUGCAAUGGUAUUUUGUCGUUACUUUGAAAUGUCAAAUGCAAUGUUACAUAAUUUCUUUUCAUUACCACAACCUCACAUUCUUCAUUUCAUUUAAAAUUCAGUCACCCCACUGUUUACUUUGUGUGAUUUACAUGCUGGCCCAUUGUAUUCUUCCAACUUUAGAUUUACUUCAAUGACUUGGGUUGUUGCCAGAGCAUGUCAACAUUUUAUCUUUGCCAGUUAUCCCUUCAUCCAGUAGAGCUGGUUGCAUUGCUUUUCCAAUCAGUGAAGCUCUGCGGCUUAUUCAUUUUUGUUAUUCGGUACUGUUGAAGUCCUCUUAUCUAAAUCCUUAUAUUGGUUGAGGUGAUCUGGCUCCCAGCUGUUCUUGUUGAAUGCUGUUGGCAUACCUUUGCCUUCAUUGUUUGUUAGUCAAGCAUGACCUGCUGAUUUGAAUGAUUUAGAUGCAUUUUCUGGUGGAACCAUUUCUAUUGCUGCGUUUUUGAAAGGCUCCUUUCUAAAGAGACAGUAAUGUUAACGGAUACAUGGAAUAUCUACAAACCGUUUGUUUUGGAAGUUAGUUUAACAUUAACCUUAUUACAGUUGUAGUUUCUUUUGAAUGCAAAUCAAAAUAAAAUUGUAAUGACUGAAAAUAUAUUUCUAUUAAUAAAUACUUGUUUCAAAAGCCUUUUGCCAUCAGACCAACAGAGAGAGAUUAGUGAAAUUGUUUGUAUUUCACUCAAUUGAAACAAAAAUCAACAACAGUGUCUUACUUUGAACCAAACAAUUGUUUGAAAAUUGACUUGUAGUAUGUUGGUCUUUACAACUGCAUUCCUACUUAUCAUUAACAGUACAAUAUGUUCAUGAGUAAUUAGACUGGUAAUCUUAGAUGUUCCAUUUCUCUCUGGAUUGACAAUUCCUGCUUUUUAAAUAAUUUCAUGUGUAGUCAGUGAGUUAACUUUGAAUCCACUAUUUCUGAAUCAUAUAGGACCAAACACUUCAAUUAUUAAGUGCAAAACUAAAUAAAAGCUACAAGGAUUAUAAAUGUUAUCUUUAGUAAAUCUGUGAAAUUAAUGCUCAAGGCUAAAUGGGAUUUGUUGAAAAUUAAAAGCAAUAAAUUAAUUUUAACCUUC